This is a messenger RNA of Pygoscelis adeliae (Adelie penguin), 2716 nucleotides long. It is a transcript of the gene SAP30L, whose product is annotated as SAP30-like. Gene Ontology annotation, biological process: regulation of DNA-templated transcription. The record is from RefSeq and is a predicted model, not a curated record. The transcript is spliced from 4 exons. Bases 1 to 375 code for a protein of 124 amino acids. NCBI's taxonomy places the organism in Eukaryota, Metazoa, Chordata, Aves, Sphenisciformes, Spheniscidae. Gene Ontology annotation, cellular component: histone deacetylase complex. Gene Ontology annotation, molecular function: transcription coregulator activity; protein binding.
AUGCGGCUUUCCCUCAUGGCGCUGGUGAGACAUCUGUAUAUUUGUGAUUUCCACAAGAACUUCAUUCAAAGUGUCCGAAACAAAAGAAAGAGGAAGACAAGUGAUGAUGGAGGUGACUCUCCUGAGCAUGAAACGGAUGUCCCGGAGGUUGACCUGUUCCAGCUCCAAGUGAACACUCUGCGACGUUACAAGAGACAUUAUAAGUUGCAGACUAGGCCUGGACUCAACAAGGCUCAGCUAGCAGAAACUGUCAGUCGUCACUUCAGGAAUAUUCCUGUGAAUGAGAAAGAGACGCUUGCAUAUUUCAUCUAUAUGGUGAAGAACAACAAGAGCAGGCUGGACCAGAAAUCGGAAGGUAGCAAGCAACUAGAAUGAAGAUUAACAAGACUUGGAAUAAGAGGGACCUUGAAGGAACAGAUGGUAUUGUGCAUUUUAGGUAUAUAAAAACUGUUGAAGUAUAUUGUAAAUUUUUUUUAAAAUGCAGUAAGUCUGGAUGACAGAAAAAAAUACAGACAUUCUUAUCAGGAGUAUUUGAAAACAUGUGCCCAGCAUGUUUCUGAAGACUUCUUCCCCUCAUUUCAAAGUCGUGUUGGAAUAAAGAAAUGAGGAUAAUGGGGAAACCAAGUAAACCUGUAGGACUGUGGAGUUUGUCAACUCGGUGUUUUAAACCAUUUCUGGAAAUCUGCAUCUCAGUGCAAUUCAGAUCACAGAUGGAAUUUUUUCACUGAAUUCAGACUGCAUCACAAACCACCGUGCAGUUUGUCUUGGCGCAGGACUGGAAUAGCGGCAGAGAUAAAAUUCAUUAUUGAGGUGCAUGGGUCAGAAGUUUGUCUGAAGCUUGCUCCCCACCUACACAUGCUCUGUCUUGCCUUGAGUCAGUACUUCAAGUCCCAAAUUUCUACAGAUGCUCCAGCUCACCAAAUCUACUCCAGUGAACACUACUUAACUAGUCUGAAAUUGAUUUUUUUUUUAAACCAUUUUUCCUCCUGCCCCCUUCCGACAUGGAUGCCAAACAGCUCUCUGCAAUCUCUUUUUGUAAUUUCUUUUAUUUAAGAACUCACUAAUUAAUUGUCUGUAAGCAUUUAAACAUUUCUGCAUUUCCUCAGAAUGUGGUGUUAAGGCAAAUACAGCUUACUUGCUGGGUUUGAUCAUGUUGGUAGAAAUGCUUGUUUAAUUCACUUACACGUAUUUCCCUUGUAUUCAAGGCUCAGUGAUGGUAGGUGAAACAAUGGCUUAAGACAUCUGUCUCUUAAUCUCUGUGUCAGAUCAGGUAUCAGUCACAAGUGAUGUGAAUUUUAUACUGAAGCUAGUCUUUAGCAGGUGUCACAAAACUGCUGUGUGGAUUAGUGGGCUCGGCAGUCUCUGUUUAGUAUAAAGCAGACUUAUGCUAAUGGGUGUAGCACCAUAACCGGGGUAGUGAACUGACUGGAGCAUGAUGCAUUUCAUCUGUCUUUGCAACGGGCAAAAAGUAUCGAAGCACGUGCCUUUUGUGAGCAUUACGUGUGCUUUCGUAAGAGCUGUGUGAGUGGAGGGUGGCAUGCUGGUGCUCUUUAACUGGGCGCUGUAGGAGGAGAUCGCUCUGAUUUUGUUGUUUAAAGCCAAGGUGUCCUUACAAAUAACACAGUGGUUAUUUUGGCAAAAGGAGCUUAUAAAAGCAUUCGUCGUGACUGACUGUUCUCCAGUGACCUCAAAUUCUAUUGAAGGGGAUCUCAUGAUUUAAAGCACCACUCUGUUUCUUUGCUGUCCUAACCAAUGUCUCCCUUCUGUUACAAGAUGCCAAGACUCCGCAUAGAGAGUAUAUUCUCAACAAGCCUUAAUCAACGAACUGAACAGUAGAAGACUUCGGCUAGCGUUUUGUCAAUGGCAGGUUUUAAUAUUACAAAAAUGAAUGAAGCUUUGUUGAAGAGCUAAACACACAGAUCACGAUCCCAGCUUAGUACUGCAUCAUGUUUUGUAAGGCAUGAAGGGUUCGCCUAGUGAAGCUCUUGUUGAAGCUCUCCCAGGGUCUCUUUAAAAAUCAAGUCACAAUUUAAAGCAAGCUGUUCACGUCAGCUCUGAAGUGUUUGCUAAUACUCCAAAAACACGUUCAACUAACUUCAACAUGUCUAAGUCCUGUGUCAUAGGCAGAAAUACUCUGUUGUGGUACACGUCCCGUUUGUGAAGUUUUGGGGAGUGUGAUUGUUUCAGCAUUUCCUUGUUCGAUUCAGUAUGGAUUUUAAGAACAUCAGCCAGGAGAGAGGUUCAAGGAAUGAGGAGAGAAUGUCUUGCGUCGGUAUUUCAUGAAUGUUUAAAAAUUUCCUAAUUAUGCUGGUCCUUUCCUUAUUGAAAGGAUGGAGUAAUUCCCACAUCAGUCAAAAUGAUCUGGCUUCUCUCAUUCAGGACAGAUAGCUAAAAGGGUACGUUCUCUUGACUUGCAUGUUAAUCUUCAAAGUGCUCAUGUAAUCAGAGGAUAUUACCAAGGGAAAAUGAGUUUCUGAGUUGAGAGGGUUAUGCCUCAUUGUAACUUCUAGACCAAAACUGUAAAAAUGUAGUUUGUUUGGGGUUUACUUUUUUGUUGUUGUAUUUUGUUUUGUUUUAUUUCUAAGAGUAAAUAAAUCUGUUGGGGUGUUUUAGCAGCCAGCAGCAAAAUGAUUCUUUUCAAGGAAAUAUGGUGGCAGGUUCCAUCUGUUCAGGUGUAUUCACUGGAAUGCUUUUGUGCAGAGGUGGUAUCCAGGAA